UGUCAAUCCAAAUGAUACUGCAAUUCGGGAUUUUGCCAGCGUUAUUUUAUUUCGAGUUUUAUAGACAAACAAAAGCUUAUACAACAAAUUGCUAGAUAUUACAUACGUGAACAAUAUUAAAGUGUUAUUUAAGUUAUAAAAUUAGUUUGUGUGCUUUAUAAUAACAAAAAUGUCAGGCGGUGAUAUUGGUGGUCUCGAUGCCACUGGCAAAAUAGUUAAAAUGGAAGUAGACUAUAGUGUUACUUGCGACGAAAAGAUUCCGGUAUGGAAGUCUUGGGCUUCAAGUGGAAGGGUCCAAGAAGCAAUAGACCAGCUUUUGGCUUUAGAAAAACAAACCCGAACUGGAGCUGAUAUGGCAUCAACAGCCAGAAUUCUAGUAACUAUUGUGCAGAUUUGUUAUGAAGCCAAAAACUGGGCAGCACUGAAUGAUCAUAUUGUAUUGCUUUCCAAGAGAAGGUCCCAACUAAAACAGGCAGUUGUGAAAAUGGUUCAAGAGUGCUACACCUAUGUCGACAAAACACCAGACAAGGAGACCAAAAUAAAGCUGAUUGAAACAUUGAGAUCCAUUACGGAAGGCAAAAUCUAUGUAGAAGUAGAAAGAGCAAGACUGACCCACAUUUUGGCUAAAAUUCGUGAAGGUGAAGACAAUGUUGCCGAAGCAGCUAAGAUUAUUCAGGAGUUGCAAGUAGAGACUUACGGUUCUAUGGACAAGAGGGAGAAGGUUGAACUCAUUUUGGAACAAAUGAGGCUGUGUCUUGCUAUCAAAGACUAUAUCCGUACUCAGAUCAUAUCCAAGAAAAUCAACACGAAAUUCUUUGAGGAGGAGAAUACACAGGAAUUGAAAGAAAAAUUCUACCGCAUAAUGAUUGCAGUAGAUCAACACAAUGGCCAGUAUUUGUCGGUCUGUAGACAUUUCCGUGCGCUCGGAGCAGCGGGAGGUUCCGAAGCUCUCAUUGGUAGUGUCAUCUUCCUUGUUUUGGCACCAUAUGAUAAUGAACAGUCAGACCUGACACAUAGGCUUAAUGAAGAAAAGGAAUUAGAAAAACUGCCUGAAUACAAACAACUUUUGGGCUUGUUUAUCAAUCCUGAAAUCAUCAGAUGGAACAAUCUAUGUCAGACGUAUGAGAUAAUGCUGAAGAAGACUCCGUACUUCCAAUCAAGUGAUGAAAAGGGACAGGAACGCUGGAACGAUCUUAAGAAUAGAGUUGUUGAACAUAAUAUCCGCAUCAUGUCGAUGUACUACACGCGUAUAACACUCAAGAGGAUGAGCGAGCUGCUCGGCUUGAGUGUGACAGAGACUGAGGAGGCACUCAGCCAGCUGGUGGUCAGUGGGAUUGUGAAGGCCAAGAUCGACAGGCCUGCAGGCGUCGUUCAUUUCAGGUUGAACAUGGAUGCGUCUGAUCGUCUCAACGAAUGGUCCAGCAACCUGAACACUCUGAUGCAACUGGUCAACAAGACUACACAUCUCAUCAACAAAGAGGAGUGCGUCCACAAGCAUUUGCUUGCUGCUGAAUAAAAUUAUCCGAAAAUAAUCAACUGUUCUAAAUAAACCUAAUUUUAUUAGCACUAAUACAAAUACUUUAUAUUA
Molecule: messenger RNA, 1588 nt
Organism: Aricia agestis (brown argus)
Lineage: Eukaryota; Metazoa; Arthropoda; Insecta; Lepidoptera; Lycaenidae
Gene: Rpn5
Product: 26S proteasome non-ATPase regulatory subunit 12
Exons: 8
Coding region: 170-1516 (448 amino acids)
Cellular component (GO): proteasome regulatory particle, lid subcomplex; cytoplasm; nuclear proteasome complex
Source: RefSeq, a predicted model, not a curated record